AUGGCGUGUUCCCCGGGCCUCACAGACUGGUCUCUGUUCUCCAGCGGGCCUCACAGACUGGUCCCGGUUCUCCAGCGGGCCUCACAGACUGGUCUCUGUUCUCCAGCGGGCCUCACAGACUGGUCCCGGUUCUCCAGCGGGCCUCACAGACUGGUCCCUGUUCUCCAGCGGGCCUCACAGACUGGUCCCGGUUCUCCAGCGGGCCUCACAGACUGGUCCCUGUUCUCCAGCGGGCCUCACAGACUGGUCCCUGUUCUCCAGCGGGCCUCACAGACUGGUCCCUAUUCACCAGCGGGCCUCACAGACUGGUCCCUGUUCUCCAGCGGGCGUUGUUCACCAGCGGGCCUCAGAGACUGGUCCCUGUUCUCCAGCGGGCCUCGUUCACCAGCGGGCCUCACAGACUGCGGGCCUCGCAGACUGGUCCCUGUUCUCCAGCGGGCCUCACAGACUGGUCCCUGUUCUCCAGCGGGCCUCACAGACUGGUCCCUGUUCUCCAGCGGGCCUCGCAGACUGGUCCCUGUUCUCCAGCGGGCCUCGCAGACUGGUCCCUGUUCUCCAGCGGGCCUCACAGACUGGUCCCUGUUCUCCAGCGGGCCUCACAGACUGGUCUCUGUUCUCCAGCGGGCCUCACAGACUGGUCCCGGUUCUCCAGACGGCCCACAGACUGGUCCUUUCACCAGCGGGCCUCACAGACUGGUCCCUGUUCUCCAGCGGGCGUUGUUCACCAGCGGGCCUCAGAGACUGGUCCCUGUUCUCCAGCGGGCCUCGUUCACCAGCGGGCCUCACAGACUGGUCCCUGUUCACCAGAAGGCCUCACAGACUGGUCUCUGUUCUCCAGAGGGCCUCACAGACUGGUCCCUAGUCUCCAGCGGGCCUCACAGACUGGUCCCUGUUCUCCAGCGGGCCUCACAGACUGCGGGCCUCACAGACUGGUCCCUGUUCUCCAGCGGGCCUCGCAGACUGGUCCCUGUUCUCCAGCGGGCCUCGCAGACUGGUCCCUGUUCUCCAGCGGGCCUCACAGACUGGUCCCUGUUCUCCAGCGGGCCUCACAGACGGGCCUCGCAGACUGGUCUCGUUUACAGAAUGAUUAAAGAGCUUUUUGUGGCUCCAUUUGCAUCUAAAGUGAGCUGA
This is a messenger RNA of Knipowitschia caucasica, 1131 nucleotides long. The record is from the annotation of a GenBank genome assembly. Lineage: Eukaryota; Metazoa; Chordata; Actinopteri; Gobiiformes; Gobiidae.